AUGUUAACAUGGUAUUUCCCUUUUAAUUAUUUAGAUCACCCUGUUUGUAUCCGAUUAAUAAUGAACGAAGUAUAUCCGGACGACGAGAGUUUACAGACAGUUAAAUAUCUUGGCAAAAUAAGAACACAUUACGCUCAUGGAAUUGGAGUGGCUAUAGAGCCUGUCAAAAUUAUAUGGCGACGAUCAAAAAAAGGCACACGAUAUAAUCGCUGUGCAUUAUCGAUUCAUUCCUUUGGACUAUCAAAUGGCACCUAUAAAAGUAUCUGGUAUGAUCGGAUUGAAGAUAUUUCUUAUUGUGUCGCCGAACCAUCGUAUCGUAAAGUAUUUGCGUGGAUUGCUCGUGAUAUUCGAAUGGAUGAAUUAGACUGUCACGCAGUGGUAUGCAAAACAAGCAAAAAAUCAAAAUUGUUAGCUGAAUUAUUAGCUCGAGCAUUUCAAGACUCAUACAGACAUCGUCAAAUACUUGCAUCAUCGUUACCACCGGCCAUAUCGACUGUCGAAACGUCUGCGCGUAAUUCUGCACGAUGUUCUGUAUGCGAUACAAUUCGAAAUUGGCACGAGCAACGUGAAACACGUCAUUCAACGAAAAAUUUGGAUUAUGAACGUGUCUCAUCAAGACCAGUUUCACCUAUUGCACGAGCAAUUGUUCGAAAUUAUUCAAUAAGUAAUAAAAGUCUUGACGACAAUGAUGAUGAAGAUGAAUCGAUAAAACCUGUCGAAUAUUUUUCAAAUAGAGAAUACUAA
Messenger RNA from Didymodactylos carnosus, 744 nucleotides. NCBI's taxonomy places the organism in Eukaryota, Metazoa, Rotifera, Eurotatoria, Philodinida, Philodinidae. The record is from the annotation of a GenBank genome assembly.